Brassica napus (rape) is the source of this 2510-nucleotide messenger RNA. RefSeq names its product zinc-finger homeodomain protein 12. Gene Ontology annotation, molecular function: DNA-binding transcription factor activity; transcription cis-regulatory region binding. The transcript has a single exon. Gene Ontology annotation, biological process: regulation of DNA-templated transcription; regulation of developmental process. Lineage: Eukaryota; Viridiplantae; Streptophyta; Magnoliopsida; Brassicales; Brassicaceae. The record is from RefSeq and is a predicted model, not a curated record. The coding region runs from base 907 to 1446 and encodes 179 amino acids. Gene Ontology annotation, cellular component: nucleus.
UUGUAACGGCUCAAACAUCAAAUCGAAACAAUAUAAUGAAAUAGUGUAAGAGGAUGAAUAAAGCAAACACCACAUGGCUUUCCUCGCUUUGGAAGCAUCGCCUUCGCUUGCAUCAUUAUUGUCGGCGUUCUAGCCUAAACGCCAUGAGGGCCCCCACAAACACCACUGCAUGUUAUUCUCCACUGUCAUGAAGUUUCAUCCCUAUCAAGAUCGUGUAUAAGUGCAGGGUGAGACUCAUUCCUCUAUCUAUCACCUAAACUUAUUCCUCUUUAUUCGCCACUAGAUAGAUUGACUCACGCAUUCAUCUUGCAAGAGGCUUUGCUUAUGUAGUUUGCAUGAAAGCCCUACCAAGAAAAAUAACAAAAUUAUUAUUUAUGUGAGAAGAAAACUAAGCAAACAAAAAAGAAAAAAUCUCUGAUGUACAAAGAGACAAAACUAAAGCAAAGUACAAAUGACUGAAUUCCAAGCUAGACCGGAAAAUACAACCGUCGAUAACGGGAGUUAAGAUCCACCGUUAUCAAAAUAUAUUACAACCAAAAAGUGAGGUGAUUCUCUUUCUGAAGUGUUGAAGAGAGUGAUUCUCUUCUGCGUAGUUUUUAUACUAUAAUUUUGUCUAAACAGUUAACUCUUUGAAAGAUUUUAAGGAUAUAGUUUGUAUACUAUAAUUUUCUAAUCAACGAUAUUUUUUAGUGUGUAUCAGCUGUUCGCUUCAGUUGGAUAAAUAAUGGAAUUUGCGGUUUGUUUAAACGGAUGGAUAACAAAUAUAUGCAAUUAAAAAUAAAUAUAUCAUUUCUUUUUCCCACAUUGCUGGGUUGGAAUCCUAAUAUAUAUAUCAUUAGUAACACUUGCAAAACUGAGUACAAACAUUUUCAUAACUAACAACAAACAACAAAGACUAGUGGAAAUAUGGGUUUCUUGUAUAACGAGUGCCUUAAAAACCAAGCGGUCAGUUUCGGCGGCUACGCUCUUGACGGCUGCGGUGAGUUCAUGCCCAAGUCCACCACCAUCCUCACAGACCCUCCGUCCCUUAGUUGCGAUGCAUGUGGCUGCCACCGCAACUUCCACCGCCGUGACCCUUCCAACGUCUUCAGUCACCGUACCAACUCACCGCCCCCUCCACCACCGCUGCAGCCAGCUGCAUCCACGCAGCACUCGCUUCUCUCUCUCAGCAGCUCAGGUUUCUCCGGACCCUCGGAUCAAGACAUGGGUAAAAUCAGUACGGACGUGGAUAGGAAACGUAAGAGGACAAAAUUCACGGUGAAGCAGAAGGUGAUGAUGAGAGCUUUCGCAGAGAGAGCUGGUUGGAAGAUCAACGGCUGUGAUGAUAAGUACGUAAGAGAGUUUUGUAGCGAGGUGGGAGUAGAGAGAGAAGUUCUGAAGGUUUGGAUUCACAACAAUAACGGGAGGAAUAGAAACACAACGUCCUCUAUGUUUCAAAAGUUGUAGAUCUCUUUCAUGUUGAUGAUGCGUUUUGUCUUCUUGAAAAAAAUAAAUAUAUAAAACAAAAUAAGGUAUACCAUCUUAGUUCCUAGAAUAAUUUUCUUUUCAAUUGAUCAUGAAGCUUCAGUGCUUAGUAUUUUUUUGGAAAAUCUUACAAAACCUACAUACAUCCAACAAUUAAGAUUAGAAAAAUUACAAUCUUAUUCGUUUUACUAUGUGUUCUUUGGUGAAACAAUGCUGUUAAAUAAUUCAUGAAUGGGUGAAUGAUUAACUAUGCUGACUUGCGACCCUUCCUAACGGGAUGGAAGUUAGCAAUGCUAAAUAUAACCUUUUUUUAAAAUGAAAUUUCAAAUUUAUAACCGGGGCGUCUAGCUCUGGUGGUAAAGGACUCACAGCUGUGAGCACCGCCACCUGGGCUCGAUUUCUGGCCACUGCGGAUUUAACAUUCGGGCCGCAGCGACACAGAUUAGUCUCUUGGGCCUGGGAAGCCGUUGGGGAAACUGUGCUUAAUCAAAAAAAAAAAAAAAAUUUCAAAUUUAUUGAUCUAUCGAUCAAAAAAUUAUUUACAAGUCAAUCAGUUUAUGAUGAGCACUAUAAAUAUAAUUGCUUCCUUAACAUCCAGAACAACCAUGCACGGAUAUGGUCGGAUGGUAUGUCGGGCUCAGAAAAGAGCUAAGUGCUCCGGGUUCAAAACAUACCCACUUACAUUAGUUGGCCUUCAGAUACCUUAGGAUUAUAAAAAAAAUAUAUCAAAAACUCGUUGUCUGAACACCUUUUGGAAUAGUAGUAGUUCAAGAAGUGAUCCAUUCUUGAUGAUUCUAUAUAACGAAUCUCCUGAACUUUAAAGGCAAGUAGAUAUAAACUAAGAAAGAAAUAUACGUGAAUAUCUUGAUCCGCGUAACCGCGCGAAUUUUUGUUUUCAUUUAUUUUUAUAUAAAUAUUUUGUUUUCAAUUCUAAAUGGGUAUAUAUUAUAAUAUAUAUGUGUCUAUCAAUUUUUAAAACAUAAUAAGUUUACUGUAUAUUUUUUUAUUGAAUAGAUUGUUUCAAACUUUCACAUAUAUUUGUAUCU